Megachile rotundata (alfalfa leafcutting bee) is the source of this 3329-nucleotide messenger RNA. It is a transcript of the gene ohgt, whose product is annotated as E3 ubiquitin ligase component cereblon. The record is from RefSeq and is a predicted model, not a curated record. NCBI's taxonomy places the organism in Eukaryota, Metazoa, Arthropoda, Insecta, Hymenoptera, Megachilidae.
CAAUUUUCCAAGAUUUGUAAAAUCUUUACAAAUACGUGAUUGGCAAUGGAUGCCAAUGUGGAAGACGAUGAAACAUUUAGUGAAUUAGAUAACAGACAAAACAAUGCAGAAGAAGAUAUUUCAGAAGAAAAUACAGAUGAAACAUCUGUAUCCAUUGAAAGUACAUUUGAUUUGACAUUGCCAGCAACACAUUCUUAUUUAGGGCAUAAUUUUGAAGAACUGAGAGGAAGGACAAUAUUAGAUGAUGGAAUUUACAUGAACUUGCCACUGGUAGUCAAAGAUUUUGUUAUGUUAUUUCCUGGUCAAACACUACCUAUGAUUGUGUUCGAUGAACACACCAUUGAUAUGUUAACUACUUGCAUCAGAAACAACAAAACUUUAGCUGUUGUAUGUUUGGGAUACAUUUGGGAUGAUAUGAUGGCACCAAUAGGUACAACUGCAGAAAUCUAUGAAUGUAUGUAUGAGGACCGUAAUCUAGGUUUUCGCUUAAAAGCUAAGGGCAGACAAAGAUUCAAAAUUCUGAGAGUUAUAAUACAGGGUUAUGAUCAACUAUUAGCCAAUGUAAAAAUUCUACCAGAAAUAACACUUGGCCCACCAUUUUUGGAUGAACGUUUAGCUUCGUUAGAUCGUUUACGGAUACAUGCAAAAACUGAGGAAGAUUUUAAGAAACAGGAAAGGGUAGAAAAUUUAGAUGCUGUAGUUACUCCUUGGCCUGGUUGGGUAUACCGGCAGUAUGACCCUUUAAGACUUUCUUUAAAAAUACGACAGCAUUUAAAGUUUAUUGAAAGCAGGGGAAGCAGUAUACCAGAAAAUCCUACAGAUCUAUCAUUUUGGGUUGCCCAAAAUUUGUUACUAGAUGAUAAUGAAAGAAUUGUUUUAUUAAAUUAUGACUGUGCAAUUUCGAGACUGCAAAGAGAAAUCACAUAUUUGGUAGAUGAUAAAUUAUUUGUUUGUUGCGAUUGUAAUACUCUUAUUGGAAGGCAAUCAAAAAUGAUCCCAAUGAGUAAAGAAGGUCCACUGGGUACUUACUGUAAUCCUGAUGGAAUCAUAUAUGAAACUGUGACUUUAUAUCACGCGCAGGGCCUUAGAUUAAGUCCCAAUCAACCUUCAGUAGAAUAUACAUGGUUCCCAGGGUAUGCUUGGACAGCAGCUAUGUGUGAAAAUUGUGGUGCUCAUAUAGGGUGGAAAUUUACAGCAGUUCAAAACAACUUAAAACCUAGAUCAUUCUGGGGUUUGUUGCGUAAACGCUUGAAAAGCAAAGAAAAGUGAGCAAACGAAUAAUUUAAUCGGUACAUUAAAUUGAACAAAGAGACCGAAGAUUAGUUUAACAAACCAGGUGCAUAUUUCCAAUAGCUUGUUAGCGUUACAUCGCCGCGUGCAAUUAUUUAUGCUACAAAUUUUCUUAAGCUUUUAGUGGCGAUAACAUUCGUUUCUCUGGUAUAAAGAAAGACCAUAUAGUAAGGCAGCUAUUUAUCAUGAACUUCCAAUUGACUGAGGUACAGAUAAUAAUUUUUUAAAAAUUUAUAUAUACGUAUAAAUCAAUUUCGAAAGUUUAUUUCUUAUCGAUAUAAAUUUGGAAAAAUACAUGGACACUGAAUAUUUAAAAAAAACAGAACGUAAAUUAUUUUCGCAAAGUGAUUGAAUGAAUAUUCUGCUUCAUAUGUUUUAAGGGGCGUUUAAUUAUAACAUGUAAUGCUUAAUUAAAAUUUUUGUAUAACUAGUCAUUAUAAAACAUGUACAUCCAACUUAAAUCAUAACCAUCGGAAUACUAAGAUAAGAGUUUGUUAAUAUAUCUUGCAUAUGGAGUAUUUCGUAUUAGAACCUGUUAAGUAGUAAUAACUUCAUAAAAGUUUCUUACAGUGUGAUGUUUUCACUUGAAAGGAUAAAAUAGAAAUUAAACUUAAUGGAAAGUUGAAAUAUCAGUUUUCCUUACCUGUAUGUACGUAAUAUGUACAUCUUGUUUUUACAUCAUUAUUCAAGGAAUGCGUAUGUAUUGAAAAAUAUGUUCAACAUCGCAUUAUUUAUCAUCAUUGUACCGAUCUUCAAUAAUUAUAUACAAGUUAUAAACAAACGUAUGAUACAUGUUAUUGGAAUAUGAUAUUUUGUUAUUUGUACAUCAGAAUUUAAUAAAUGUGAAUUUAACGUGGAAAAUGAGUAGUUAUUUUCAAAUGUAUAUUCAUGCAAAUAAUUAUUUAUACUUAUGCGAGAUUUGAUUAAAAAAAUAUUUAAGGGGAAGACGGAAGGAUCUCGUGAAUUAAAACGUGUUUCUUCAUUCAUUUCUUGCGCAUGUCGUAUAUUUCUCGAUUACCUUAACUCAAUUAAAUUUAUUAUAAUUAUAUCUUUAUUAUCUCAAUCAUUUUCUUGUAUAUGUAUCGUGGUUGUUCAGCCGUGUUCAGCAGAUACGUUUAACAGUCUGCUUUGGAUUUAAUCAUUCGACGAUAACGAAUCGUAUUAUAGUACUAUCAUUCAGACAUAUGUUGUUAUACAUCGGUACUUAUUUUGUAUAUGUUCGAGAUUCCGAUAUACUAUUUAUGUUUAUCAUCUCGACAGUUGCUCGUAGUUUCCUGAAUCCUAUGUAUGUCCGACUGGUUUAUCAAUUUUGAUAAAGUGUUACACUUUACGAAACCAUUAGUCACUCGUCUAAUUACACAAAUGCGAUGAAGUAUCAACUAUAAAUCAUACAUUUGUCUGGCACAGGCUUUCAAGCAAUUAAUAAAUAAAUAAAGUAUAAGAUCUUAUACUCAUUGCUGUAACUAAGAUUUUUGCCUACCUAGUGACCCUGAUACUUCAAUAUUUUAAUGUCACUGCAUUCCCUUUCUGCUCUAUUAAUUCUUAAUCUAAACUGUUUUUCAUAUUGCAUAUUAUUAUUAUACUGCAUAUUAAUUAGAAAAGAAUUGUUCAACUUUUUUAUAUUCUAAAAUUAAAGCGAUUGCAAGGACUGUAAAAUAUUCAUGAGAUACACUAUAUGAUAUUUACAAAAUCAAAUUGAUUCUUUUUCUGAAUUCAGUCCGUUUUAGGAUUAAAAAAGUUGGAAAAUUUUGAAUGAACAUAAAUUUUAAGAUAUUAUGGUUUAAAUUGGAGAAAUUUUUGUUUUAUUGGGAUAUAACUAUCUGCGAAUUUAAUUUUCACAAUAAUAAUACAUAUUUAUCAUACAUAUAUAACAGAAACCUCUUGUUUGGGACAGACAAAUAGAUAUUUUGUUAAAAAAAAUUUGUUCUGAUAUUGCCAGAAUAUUUAAAAGUGUAAACGUAAUACGAAACCAUAUUUAAAAGGAACAGUUAAGUAUUAUCAUUUUGAUUUUUUCAGAUCAUAAUCCCCUAUUUUAAACG